This is a messenger RNA of Octopus sinensis (East Asian common octopus), 1330 nucleotides long. RefSeq names its product tryptophan--tRNA ligase, cytoplasmic. The record is from RefSeq and is a predicted model, not a curated record. The transcript has 8 exons. Gene Ontology annotation, molecular function: ATP binding; tryptophan-tRNA ligase activity. Bases 70 to 1308 code for a protein of 412 amino acids. NCBI's taxonomy places the organism in Eukaryota, Metazoa, Mollusca, Cephalopoda, Octopoda, Octopodidae. Gene Ontology annotation, cellular component: cytoplasm. Gene Ontology annotation, biological process: tryptophanyl-tRNA aminoacylation.
GUCGCAGUUAUUAGUUCCCCUGUGUAAGAGAAAGCUCAGUGUUGGAAGGGAGUCCACGUUUCUUGCAUCAUGGCAAACGAAUUAGAAUCGAAUAUGAAUGAGUUGAACCUAAAGGAUAAAGACGAAGCAGAAGAAGAUGAAAACGAUGUGGUUAAUCCAUGGAAUGUUGUCAGCAAGUCAGCCAAAGGCGUUGACUACGAUAAACUCAUCACGAGAUUUGGCUGCAGUCCUCUUGACCAAAACCUACUUGAUCGCAUGGAAAAGAUUAUUGGUCAGCCUCUACAUCAUUUCCUGAGAAGAGGUAUCUUUUUUGCACACAGGGAAUUGAAUGUUAUUUUAGACAUGUACGAGAAAGGCACACCUUUUUACCUAUACACAGGACGGGGCCCAUCUUCAAUGGCCAUGCAUGUAGGUCACUUGAUUCCUUUCAUUAUAACCAAAUGGUUGCAGGACGUUUUUGAUGUUCCUCUCGUCAUCCAGCUGACGGAUGAUGAAAAGUUUCUGUGGAAGGAUUUCUCUGUCGAGGAAGCAAGUCGAUUGGCACACGAAAAUACUAAGGACAUCAUCGCCAUGGGUUUCGACCCCGAGAAAACAUUUAUAUUCUCCGAUUUUGAGCACAUGGGACAAAGUGAGAUCUUUUAUCGGACAGUCGUCAACAUUCAGAAAUUAGUUACUUUCAAUCAGGUGAAAGGAAUCUUUGGCUUCAAUGACAGUGAUUGCAUUGGUAAAAUUGCUUUCCCUGCGGUUCAGGCAGCGCCAUCUUUUAGCUGUGCCUUCCCAAAAAUCUUUAACAAGAAGAGUAUUCCCUGCCUUAUUCCUUGUGCUAUUGACCAGGACCCUUAUUUUAGAAUGACACGGGACGUAGCCCCUCGUAUGAGUGUUCUGAAGCCAUCGACCAUGUAUUCAACAUUUUUCCCGGCUCUGCAAGGCUCUCAGAGCAAGAUGAGUGCAAGUGAUGCCACCUCAUCGAUUUUCUUGACGGACACCAAUGCACAGAUCAAGAACAAGAUCAAUAAAUAUGCAUUCUCAGGAGGUGGUGCCACUGUUGAAGAACACAAAGCGAAUGGUGGCAACUGCGAUGUUGACGUUUCUUACCAAUACCUACGAUUUUUUCUGGAAGAUGAUGACAGGUUGGAGCAAAUCCGUAAGGACUACACCAGCGGAGAAUUACUUACUGGUUAUCUUAAAAAGGAACUGAUUGGGAUUCUGCAGAAGGUAGUGACCGAGCACCGUGAGCGAAGAGCCAAAGUGACCGAUGAGGUCAUCAAGCAAUUUACUACUCCACGGAAACUAAAAUAUGAUUAUUAAAAUAAAGAAAUUGCAAGUUCAA